AUGAUUGAGGAUGACAUCGGCAAUCGGUUUCCUGCUCGUGCGCUGCUGGACUCCGGAUCCGAAAGUAAUUUCAUUACAGAGCGAUUAAGUCAGCGGUUACAAGUUCAUCGAGAUCGAGUGGAUAUUUCGGUGGCAGUUAUUGGUCAGGCGGCGACCAAGGUUCGGCAAAGGAUUCAAGCUGUACUUCAUUCACGAGUUUCAGACUAUUCCUGUGAACUAGCAUUGCUGGUUCUUCCAAGGGUCACGGUAAAUCUUCCAACAACCACUAUCAAUACGGCUGCUUGGACACUGCCGAGCGGAAUUCAGUUGGCGGAUCCUACAUUUUUCGAGUCUAAUGGAGUGGAUAUCGUACUUGGUAUCGAGUACUUCUUCGACUUUUUCGAAACAGGAAAAAGGAUUUCUCUGGGGGAACAACUUCCAACCCUCAACGAGUCCGUGUUCGGCUGGGUUAUCAGCGGUGGCAUUUCGGUUUCAACUAGCUCUCUUCACAUUAGAUGCAACGUGUCCGCGUUGGAUGGCUUGGAUACUUUAAUCGCCCGGUUUUGGUUCUGUGAAGAGGUAGAGUCAGGCAAGGGUCAUUCGCCUGAGGAGAAGCGAUGUCCAGUAAGGUGCAGCGGAAUACGAAUGGUCGAUAUACCGUUGCUUUACCGGUGA
Molecule: messenger RNA, 654 nt
Organism: Armigeres subalbatus
Lineage: Eukaryota; Metazoa; Arthropoda; Insecta; Diptera; Culicidae
Exons: 1
Coding region: 1-654 (217 amino acids)
Source: RefSeq, a predicted model, not a curated record